Messenger RNA from Racocetra persica, 1220 nucleotides. The record is from the annotation of a GenBank genome assembly. NCBI's taxonomy places the organism in Eukaryota, Fungi, Glomeromycota, Glomeromycetes, Diversisporales, Gigasporaceae.
AGUUCAAUGCUGAAGACUAUGCUAAUGAUCAGGAAGCACCUCUUGAAGAAUUAUUUGAUCAUUUGGAUCACUUUAUUAAUUAUUUUCAAUAUGAUAAUAUUAAUAUCGAUCAAUUUUUACCUGCUGGUGCAACUUUAAUUAAGCGUGAUAAAAAUCCUCCUCGUGGUAAAUCCAUAGAAGGCAUUGAAUAUAGUAUUUCACCAGAUACUGAUUUUCAUAAAUGGUACAAGAAUUCAGAAAAUCGACGGGAGCACCCUAUCACAGCAGGUAAAGAUCAAUCAAUAAAAGAACCACGACCUAAUCAAAAACUAAGCAAAAAAUGUGACUGUAAAUCACGCAUCAUUGUUGCUAAUACAAACACACCUAAUGGAAAACAAAUGAUUAUUAAAUAUACUCCCCAUACUAAUCACAUUCCUGGCUCUGAAAAUGACAUUAGCAUAUUAAGACUUUCUAAGGAGAUUCGUAAUUGGAUUACUGAACAUAUUCGAGAUGGUCUUAAUGUCAAGAGAAUUAAUCGACUGUUCCAAAAAAAUAAAACAAAUGCCAUUAUUAUAAAAGAUAAUCUUGUAACCUGCGAUGAUAUUUACAACAUCUGGAAAGAAGCUAUUGUUAAUAAUCAGAUGAAACAUAAAUCCGAAGCACAAAGUAUAGAAUUGUGGAGAAUUGAGCUCAAUCAAAAAAAUGACCUUACCUGCACAAUUCCAAAGGCAGAAGAAAAAACCCAGUCAUUAGGACGUAAACUCACAUCUGAUGAGAAAAGAUCAUUAGAAAAUGAAUACGGAAAUCUUAAUGGAAUUGACAAAAUCAUGUGGAUAAAAGCUUACCGUACAAGAAUUCCACGCACUAAUAUGGAUAUGACAAAUAUGCUCGAAUCUUGGCAUAAGCGUUUAAAGUAUGACAAUUUUGAAGGCAAAGUAAAUAGACGCAUUGAUGUUUUAAUUUAUGAACUAUAUAUCGUAAUAGACGGUGAUACUCAGCAACAAUGGCGUCUUGCUGAUCCACAGCAGCAAGUCCCUACUCCUGAAGAACUUAUUUAUAAUAUUCAUGAAAUGACGCAGAACCUUAAUGAUCUUGAUGUCAAUUCUUUACAGGUUGUUCGCAAUCAAUUGUCCAGAGUUCUUGAGGAUGUUCACAGGCCGGACAGAACUUUUCAGGAAGGUGACUGGGUAAAUGAUCAAAAUAUUAAAUUUCUACCAAAUGUAAGUAUAGAAAGACAGUGA